AUGGAAAACGCCGACGUCUUAGGUUUACAGGACUUCCUCGAGCGCAUGCGCCAACCCGCCGCCGCGGAUUUCGUCAAAGCAAUCAAAAGUUUCAUUGUUUCGUUCUCCAAUAAUGGACCCGAUCCUGACAGAGACAGUGCCGCCGUACAAGACUUUCUUGCUAAUAUGGAAGCUGCUUUCCAGGCUCAUCCGCUUUGGUCUGGUUGCUCUGAAGAUGAACUCGAAAGUGCCGGUGAAGGUCUUGAGAAGUAUGUCAUGACGAAGUUGUUUGCCCGUGUGUUUGCUUCAAUUCCAGACGAUGUAAAACUUGAUGACCAACUUUCGGAGAAGAUGGCAUUGGUUCAACAGUUUAUUCGACCGGAAAAUUUGGACAUCAAGCCAGCAUUCCAGAAUGAACCAUCAUGGUUGCUUGCACAGAAAGGAUUACAGAAGAUCAACACGCACAAGGCACCAAGAGACAAACUUAUCUGUAUCCUAAACUGUUGCAAGGUUAUUGGCAACUUGCUGCUUAAUGCUUCUCUUGCUUCCAAAGAUAAUCCUCCCGGAGCUGAUGAAUUUCUUCCUGUGCUAAUCUAUGUUACUCUAAAGGCAAACCCUCCACAAUUGCACUCCAAUCUUCUGUACAUACAAAGGUUUAGACGCCAAUCUCGUUUGGUUGGGGAAGCAUCAUAUUAUUUUACAAACAUGCUUUCUGCCGAAGCCUUCAUCUCAAACAUUGAUGCAAAAGCCAUUUCGAUGGAAGAAACGGAGUUUGAGAGAAAUAUGGAAUUUGCCCGUGCUCUUCUUUCAGGGCUUUCAGUUGAUACGCAAGAUCCCAAUUCACCUUAUCAAAAUCAUGGAGACAAAAAUAAAACUUUGAGCGACAAUAAGGACCCUGCAUUACGAACUCCAACAUCUUCUACAAAAUUAGAAAGUAAGAAAGUGACUUUUGCAGAUGAGUCAUUGAUCACAAAAGUUCCAUCCCUCUCAGAUUUGGAGAAUAAAGGGGCAAGUAUGAUAAUAAAGGAGGAUAAGUUGAAUGAUGUUUUCAGGGAGUUUCCAUAUUUGUUUUCCAGUGUUGGUGAUCUAACAGUAGGUGAUGUUGAAGAUCUUCUAAAUAAUUACAAACAAUUAGUUUUCAAGUAUGCGUGUCUUUCCAAAGGGUUAGGUGUCUCAUCUACAUCUCAUCUUCCAUCCAAUCCUCAAAAUAAUGCUCAGGACCAUGCUGAAACCCUUUUCAAAGGGUUAGAUGUCUCUUCUUCGUCUCAUCUUCCAUCCAAUCUUCAAAAUAAUGCUCAAGACCAUGCUGAAACUGCAAUAGAUUAUUCGGGCGGAAGACCUGUAGCCUCCAAUGACAAAUUCGAAAAAUUUACGGAUAGAUCAGAGGAUAACUCAGAUCCUGAGGAGAGAAAAAGUGAUUCAGGUUUGCCACAGGAUGAGGCAGUUGCAUCAGAGGAUGGUGCCCCCUCUUAA
Vicia faba (fava bean) is the source of this 1452-nucleotide messenger RNA. NCBI's taxonomy places the organism in Eukaryota, Viridiplantae, Streptophyta, Magnoliopsida, Fabales, Fabaceae. The record is from the annotation of a GenBank genome assembly.